Messenger RNA from Zingiber officinale, 2192 nucleotides. Its product is annotated as DNA gyrase subunit A, chloroplastic/mitochondrial-like. Gene Ontology annotation, molecular function: DNA topoisomerase type II (double strand cut, ATP-hydrolyzing) activity; ATP binding; DNA binding. Bases 109 to 1950 code for a protein of 613 amino acids. Gene Ontology annotation, biological process: DNA topological change. The transcript is spliced from 18 exons. The record is from RefSeq and is a predicted model, not a curated record. NCBI's taxonomy places the organism in Eukaryota, Viridiplantae, Streptophyta, Magnoliopsida, Zingiberales, Zingiberaceae. Gene Ontology annotation, cellular component: DNA topoisomerase type II (double strand cut, ATP-hydrolyzing) complex; cytoplasm.
CAAAACCCCUUCCAUUCCCGUCCUCUUCGUCUCCUCCCGCUCUAACCCGAAUGAAACCUCCGCCCUCCAUAUAGCCGAUUAGGGCUUUCAUUGCUCCCAUUUCUCGCUAUGGCUCUCUCCACCAUGCGCCGCCUCGGCUCUUCCUCCAUCUUUCUUUCUCGCUGUCGCCCCUUGCUCCUCUUCCCCGCCAUCUCGGCGUCGCUCCCAUCUUCCCGCCGCGUCUUCGUCGAACUUCAUCCUCUCUCCGCCGCGUCGACCCUGGCCGUCCGGACGGUGAGUUCGAAGGGGAGCGACCGGGAGGAGGAAUCUUCCAUUACGGCGAGGUUGGGGGAGGUGGGCGACAGGGGUGGCCGUAAUGGUGGGCUGAUGGUGGAGGAGCACAGUGGCGCCCAGGAGGGAAUGGUUAUCCCUGCAGAGCUCCCCAAGGAGGCCAAAGAGGCGUACAUGGCGUAUGCCCUGUCGGUGCUGGUCGGUCGUGCUUUGCCGGAUGUACGGGAUGGUUUGAAGCCGGUGCACAGGAGGAUACUGUAUGCAAUGCAUGAACUGGGUCUUUCGUCUCAUAAGCCUUUUAAGAAAUGUGCUAGGGUUGUUGGAGAGGUUUUAGGUAAGUUUCAUCCCCAUGGAGAUACAGCGGUUUAUAAUUCUCUUGUUCGAAUGGCGCAGGAUUUCUCUCUCAGAUGCCCUCUCAUUCGUGGACAUGGUAACUUUGGGUCAAUAGAUGCUGAUCCUCCUGCUGCAAUGAGAUAUACAGAGUGCAGAUUGGAAGCACUAGCUGAGGCUAUGCUCUUAACAGAUUUGGACCUGAAUACUGUUGACUUUGUUCCCAAUUUUGACAGCUCACAAAAAGAACCUUCUCUCUUGCCUGCUCGUAUUCCAAAUUUGCUGUUAAAUGGAUCUUCUGGAAUCGCUGUUGGAAUGGCUACAAAUAUACCUCCCCACAACCUUGGGGAACUUGUAGAUGCACUUUCUGCUCUGAUCCGAAAUCCUGAGGCUACUCUCCAAGAAUUGCUGGAAUAUAUGCCUGGGCCUGACUUUCCUACUGGAGGAAUAAUUUUAGAAAAUUUUGGGAUCUUGGAAACAUAUAGGACAGGACGAGGCAGCAUAAUGGUGAGAGGGAAGACUGAUGUGGAAAUACUUGAUGAGAAAGCCAAACGCAGUGCCAUAAUAAUUAAGGAGAUUCCUUACCAGACAAAUAAACCUGCUCUAGUUGAGAAAAUUGCUGAACUUGUGGAGCAUAAGAUUUUAGAUGGUAUAUGUGAUAUUCGCGAUGAAAGUGACCGCUCUGGAAUGCGUAUUGUUAUUGAGCUGAAAAAGGGGUCAGAUCCAUCAAUUGUUCUCAACAAACUUUAUCAGCAUACUACUCUUCAGUCUAGUUUUAGCUGCAACAUGGUAGGUAUUCUUGAUGCGCAGCCAAAGCUGAUGGGCUUGAAGGAAUUGCUUCAGGUGUUUCUUGAAUUUAGGAGUUCUGUCAUUGAAAGACGUGCAAGAUUUAAGCUUAGUCAAGCUUUAGUACGAAAACAUAUUAUAGAGGGCAUCAUUAUUGGUCUUGAUAACUUGGAUGACAUUAUAAAUAUAGUCAGGGAAACAUCUAGUAACACUCUGGCUAUAGCUGCUUUAGUGAAAGGGUACAAUUUAUCUGAAAAGCAAGCUGAAGCUUUGAUGGACAUUGCUUUGAGGAAACUUACUCUUCUUGAGAGAAAGAAGUUUAUGGACGAAGAAAAAUCAUUAUCAAAACAAAUUUCUUAUCUAAACGAACUCUUGUCUAGUAAGAAGCUUAUCUUCAAGCUUAUAGAGAAAGAAGCAAUUGAGUUGAAGCAUAAAUUUGGAAGCCCAAGGCGUUCAUUGAUUGAAGAUUCAAGGAGUAGUCAACUUGAUGAAAUAAAUAAUAUUCCUAAGAGAUGCAAGAAAGUAGGUAAUCAAGUGACAAAAGGCGAAAUCACUCGCCCCUAGCGCCCCCGCCGCACCCGACCCAAGGAAGAAAGUAGGUAAUCAAGUUUAUAGCUUUGCUGGUGCAAGAAAUUAGCUAAUCAAGUGGUUAAGUGUAACUUUAAUAGCUUAGUGCAAGAAAGUUACUGUGCUAAAUAGUUAAUACCUUGUUUGGGUAAUGUUGGUUUUCUUUUUCUGUGCUUUUCGACAUAAUUAGUGUGUAUUUCUUUGGUCUCAAAAUUUUCUGUGUUCUUUUAUUUUCUUGA